Messenger RNA from Myxocyprinus asiaticus (Chinese sucker), 3239 nucleotides. It is a transcript of the gene ttc6, whose product is annotated as tetratricopeptide repeat domain 6. The record is from RefSeq and is a predicted model, not a curated record. The transcript has 22 exons. NCBI's taxonomy places the organism in Eukaryota, Metazoa, Chordata, Actinopteri, Cypriniformes, Catostomidae. Gene Ontology annotation, molecular function: protein binding. The coding region runs from base 1 to 3126 and encodes 1041 amino acids.
AUGGAUCAGAGAUAUAUUUCAGGCUCUCUCCCCUGUGGUCUGAAGAACCAGCACCCACAGGAAAAGAUCCAGGUUCUGGACAGAGUGGAUCUAUCUGAGGUUCUGGAUGAAGGUCUCACAACAGCUGAUCUGGAGCAUGAAGUGGCCAAGCUGACCCAAACUAUCACUGAACAUGGGGAAAAAAGUGCCUUUAAACUGUGCCGACGUGGAGCGCUUUAUAUUAAACUUGGUUAUCUCAACCAGGCCCUUGAAGAUCUGAAUGCUGCCAUCUCCCUGGAGCCCCAUUUACUGGAUGCCUACUGGCACAGACACAGCAUCUACCUGCUGAGAGACGACCCCGAUAAGGCUCUGGAUGAUCUCAACAUCAUUAUUAAGAACAACAAGAAGUGUGCAGAUGCAUUUAUGUCUAGAGCAGAAAUCUACAAACAAAGAGGGGAAACCACAUUGGCCGUAAUCAACUAUACCCAAGCUAUCGAAGUCAAGCCAGAUGAAGCAGAGAUCUACUUUAAGAGGGCACAGAUGUAUGAGAAGAGGGGCGAGAUACUGCUGGCCAUGGAAGACUACGCCAAAACAUUCACCAUUGACUCUACAAGGACUGAUGCAAUGCUAAUCCAUGGAAAACACCAUUUCGACAGCUCCAAAUGGAUGGUGGCCCUGGAAGACUUCUCCUUACUGCUGAAGCAACAACCUGGGAAUGCCAGUGCCAGGACAUACAGAGGAAGGAUCUGUUCUAAGCUGGGUCAGUUUGAGAAGGCUAUCGAGGACUUUUCUUUGGCUGUGCACUUGGAUCCCAGUGACUGGUUGGCAUUUUACCACAGAGGCUGUUUGCUGAGGAAGAUAAUGCCUGAUAUGGCCUUAAAAGACCUCAGCACAUCUGUUCUCCUCAAUGACAGUGUUGAAAAUCUGAGUGCUUUCCUGCACCGUGGUAUGAUCUACACUGAACUCCGGCGCUGGCGACAGGCUAUGGCUGACUUUGAAGCUGUGAUCAAACUUGACAGAUCUGCGGCUGUUGCGCAUGUCAGUUUGGGGCUGAUCAAUAUGCUGAAAAUGGACCGAAAUUAUGAAGCCAUCAAACGGUUCAGUAAUGCAUUGAAAGCAGACCCAAGCUACGUAAGAGCCUACGUAUGCAGGGCCAAAGCUUACUAUAAUGUAAAUAAUCUGAGUAAAGCGGUGAAGGAUUUAUCUCGAGCCAUACAUAUGAAGCCAGAUGCAUAUGAUUUGCACAUCAUGAGAGGGCAGUACUUGUACAAAUUGGAACAAUUUGACUUGGCCACCCACUGUAUACGGUAUGCAGCUGAAAUGAAAAAAGCUCUGGGUUUAUCAUUAGUCCAGCAGGCAGUCAUCCACUCGUUCCUUGGGAAUGAUGCCUGUGCCAGCGCCUGCUUGGAGGAAGCAGCCGAUGCUUGCCCUUCUGUUCCACCCCUCAUUCUUUUGGGAAAGGCACGGAUGAAGGCACACCGGUACACAGAAGCGGUGGAGAGUUUCAGAAAGGCCUUGUCAGUGCUUGGUUCCAUUAAAACGAAACUCUGUAUUGUGCAAGAAGCUGCGGAGGCCUUCUUUCUUAUCGGUGUUUGCUACAUGGCACAGGUGCCUUUGUUACAGGAGAGCAAAGCUUCUCUCCUCCUCCAGGCUUUAGAUGCUUUUAACAGUGCUGUGAGCAUCAACCCAGACUAUGCUGAAGCUUACCAUCAGAGAGGACUUUGUCGCAUGCACCUACAAGACUCUAAGAGUGUGCAAGACUUUAACAAAGCACUCCACAUAAACCCAAACCUCUAUCAGGUGCAUCUAAGCCGAGCUGUCCUUUAUGGAGCCGAAGGACGAUAUGCAAAGGCAGUACUUGAUUGUAAUGAAGCUACCAGGAUCCAGCCCAAGAGUGUCAGAGCCUACUUGUAUAAAGGAGCUCUUAAAUUCUAUUUGAAAGCAUACAAGAGUGCAGUGGAGGAUUUGACCAUGGCAAUCAAAAUCGACAGUGUCUGUUCAUUUGCAUACUACAACCGCGGUGUGUGUUUCCAACAACUGCAGGAUUAUGAGCUGGCACUCCGAGACUACAGCAUUGCGCUGCACUUGGGCAGUCAGGCGGAGGUGGAUCUGAAAGUGUUGAUAAACCGUGGUCUUCUGUAUGUGGAGCUUAAUGACUAUAGCAAUGCCCUCCAGGAUUUUAAAGCUGCAGCACAGAAACGUCAGGAGAAUGCUGAAAUUCAACAUGCACUAGGAGUAAUACACCACAGGCUAGGCCAGUUAGAGGAAGCCGUGGACUCUUACAGUGAAGCUAUGAGACUCAAUCCCUUCUUUCAGGACUCAUAUGUGGGCAGAGGUAAUGUCUUCAUGGAUUACGGGCAUGAUCAGGCAAAGAAGCAGGCACAGAAGGACUUCCUCUCGGCCCUGCACCUCAAUCCACUCUGUUCGAGUGCUCGCAUUGGCCUGGCACACUACUUACAGGUUUGCGGAUUCUUCCAGAGAGCUUGGAAUCAGUUCACUGUGGCUGUGGAGGUGAAUCCUAAAUGCUGGGCUGCUUAUGAAGGCAGAGCUGUCAUCAAUUUACAGAUGGGAAACACAUUUGCAGCCUUGCAGGACAUAAACAUUGCUAUAAAGUGUAACGCUCUCUCAGAGCAACUCUUCACAAAUCGAGGUCUGAUACAGCAGUUCAUGGGGGAUAGAUGCAGUGGCAUGAAGGACUAUCAGAAAGCUAUCAGCCUCAACCCCAAAUAUGCUCUGGCUUACUUCAAUGCUGCCAACCUCUUCUUUUACAAUGGACAGUUUGAGCAGGCCUGUGAGUACUACAGCAGAGCCUUUGAGCUGGAGCCCUCAGAUGAGUCUGUGAUCUUGAACCGAGCCAUCACUCACACUCUACUGCGGAAGCUUCCAGAAGCCCUGCAGGAUUUCAAUGAGGCUCUCUGCCUCAACCCUCACUCAGCACAUGCCUACUUUAAUAGAGCCAACCUGUUCUGCACUCUCAGAGAGUACCAAUCAGCCGAGAGGGACUUUACUGAAGCCCUGAGGCUGCAGCCUGGAGAUGCUCUGCUCUUUAAACUCAGGGCUGAUGUUCGGGGUCAUCUAGGAUGGACAGAACAUGCGUUGAAGGACUACAGGACUGCAGUUGAGCUUCAAGACACUGCAGGAAUCUAGACAUGUAGAGUAGUUGAAAUAAGAGCUGUUUUUGAUCAAAAAUGUGUAACUUAUUAAAGCAAUUACUGCUAGAACAACAGAAAAUACAACAAUAAAAACUCACUGUAAUUCUA